Columba livia (rock pigeon) is the source of this 5658-nucleotide messenger RNA. It is a transcript of the gene TBC1D14, whose product is annotated as TBC1 domain family member 14. Bases 271 to 2418 code for a protein of 715 amino acids. The transcript is spliced from 14 exons. NCBI's taxonomy places the organism in Eukaryota, Metazoa, Chordata, Aves, Columbiformes, Columbidae. The record is from RefSeq and is a predicted model, not a curated record.
CGGAGCGGAGCGUCCCGGGCAGAGCCCGGCACCUGUCCCGCCGGCAGAGCCCGCAGCCAGGUGCGCGCCGCACCGCCCGUGCCCGCCGCGGGGGCGGGCGCUAUGGGAGGCUCCGCGCCGUGCGGGGAGAGCGCCCGGCGGGCGGGGGCUGCGCCCCCUCACCUGCGCUGAACCCGCCGUUCCUCCGCGGCGACCGCACAGUGACAUGGACCGUCCGCCGCAGCCGCCGGCCGCCUCCUAGUCCCGCAGCAGCUGUGAGGCGGGUCGGGCAUGGCCCAGCAUGAGGAGAGCGGCGGAGGGCAGCGCUACCCCGUUACCAGUUGGGCCAAGACAACUGAUGUGAAUUUAUCCAACUCCUUAAAUGGUUUGAGCUUCAUGGGAAUUCUGGACGCAAGAGUGGGUGGUAUCCAGGGCCUUCAAAACUUGAACUCCGGGACCCCAAGAUCUCUCUCAUUGCCUGAGUAUGGGCCUGACCAGCUGUCCGGUGCUUUAGAAGAUUGUCAUAGCCUUAAAUCAGUGGAUUCUGGUAUUCCAACUCUAGAAAUAGGAAAUCCAGAGCCUGUUCACUGCAAUGUGUUAAAUGUGAAGAGAAAGCAGUCAGAAGCUGAAGUUGUGCCUGACAAGGCUUUUCAGAGUGCGUGCACGCUGCCGUCCUAUGUGCCUCCACAUUCUCUGACUUCUGAACAUGACCAUGCUGUGCGAAAAUCCUCUACUUUCCCCAGAACUGGGUAUGACACUGUCAAACUUUAUAGUCCAACUUCAAAAACUCUGAAUCGAAGUGAUGAUAUCUCUGUCUGUAGCGUUUCUAGUCUUAGCACAGAACUGUCAACAACUUUAUCAGUUAGCAAUGAAGACAUUUUGGACUUUGUGGUCACAAGCAGUUCAAGUGCAAUUGUUAAUCUGGAGACUGAUGAGACACACUUCUCGGAUGUUACCCUGAAUUCCACUAAAGAGACCAAUGAUGAGAGCCAGCAAGAGAUCAAUGAUGAGUGUUGUCAAGAGACAGAUGUGGACAGUAAACGAAAAAUAUUGGGACCUUUUACGAACUUCUUUGCCAGGAAUUUGUUUACCAGAAAGCAAAGUGCAAGAUUUGAAAAACAAAAUGAUGUGGGAUGGAAGUUGUUUGGAAAAGUGCCUCUCAGAGAAAACUCACAGAAAGAUCCAAAGAAAACACAAAAGGAAUAUGAAGAAAAAACUGGACGAGCUCACAGACCACUCUCUCCUAAACAGAAUGUGAGGAAGAAUCUUGAUUUUGAACCCCUCUCCACUACAGCACUCAUUCUAGAGGACAGACCAGCGAACCUCCCUGCAAAACCAGCUGAAGAAGCUCAGAAACACAGGCAACAGUACGAAGAAAUGGUGGUUCAAGCAAAAAAAAGAGAGCUUAAAGAAGCCCAGAGGAGAAAGAAGCAACUGGAAGAACGGUGUAAACUGGAAGACAGCAUCGGCAAUGCUGUUUUAACUUGGAAUAAUGAAAUCUUGCCCAACUGGGAAACUAUGUGCUGUUCCCGUAAAGUUCGAGAGCUCUGGUGGCAGGGCAUCCCUCCGAGUGUGAGAGGCAAAGUCUGGAGCUUGGCAAUUGGCAACGAAUUAAACAUCACCCACGAACUGUACGAUAUUUGCCUGGCUCGUGCCAAAGAGAAGUGGCGAUCACUUAGCACAGGAGGGUCUGAAGUAGAAUGUGAAGAUGCUGGAUUUUCUGCAGCUGACAGAGAAGCAAGCUUGGAGUUAAUAAAACUGGAUAUCUCAAGGACGUUUCCUAACCUCUGUAUAUUCCAGCAAGGUGGUCCCUACCAUGACACAUUGCACAGUAUUUUAGGAGCCUAUACUUGUUACAGACCUGAUGUAGGCUAUGUACAGGGCAUGUCAUUCAUAGCAGCAGUAUUGAUCUUGAACUUGGAUACUGCAGAUGCCUUCAUUGCUUUUUCUAACCUUUUAAAUAAACCCUGUCAGAUGGCGUUUUUCCGUGUGGACCAUGGCCUUAUGUUGACUUACUUUGCUGCGUUUGAGGUGUUCUUUGAAGAAAAUCUGCCAAAGUUAUUUGCUCACUUCAAAAAAAAUAACUUAACUCCAGACAUCUACCUUAUUGAUUGGAUAUUCACAUUGUACAGCAAAUCUUUGCCACUAGACUUGGCAUGUCGUGUCUGGGAUGUGUUUUGCCGUGAUGGAGAAGAGUUCUUAUUCCGUACAGCUCUGGGAAUAUUAAAACUUUUUGAAGAUAUUUUGACCAAAAUGGACUUCAUUCAUAUAGCUCAGUUUUUAACAAAGCUACCAGAGGACUUGCCUUCGGAAGAAUUCUUCACGUCUAUCGCGGCCAUUCAGAUGCAAAGUAGAAACAAAAAGUGGGCUCAGAUACUGGCUGCUCUGCAGAAAGAUAACCGGGAAAUGGAAAAAGGAAGUCCUUCGCUUAAACGUUAAAUUAUGGUUGCCUCCAGUGACUCGCGGACAAAGAGCUAAAGUGGCAGAAGUAUUGAGUACGGUUUGACAUGUAGGAGCCUACAAAUCAAAGUGUGAUUUCAGAGUUUGUUUGGUAGUAGGAUAGCCUUAAAGGGGAGAGAGGAAAAAAGAGGAGGGGGCAAAUCGGGGGAUAAAACCCUUGUAAGUGAAACCUAGGCUUAGCCUUAAACUUUUAGUGGAAUGAGCAUUUGCUGUGGACAGUGUUACACAUUCUGUACUUCUGAUGAGGGCAGUGAAACUAAACAAUAUUAAGGUGGUUUUUUAAGGUUUUUCUUUGAUCUUUUGAAAUACUGGACAGACAUUCAGCAAUGUCAGUUGCUUUGAGAGCUAUUGCCCAGUUUUGUUCUUAGACAGGAUCUACUUUCCAUACCCGUAACAGAACCUGGGUUUUAGAUACCUGGUGCUGGAAUUUGUGGUUAAAUGAUGUAAGGACCAUUUCUUUAGAAAUGCUUCUUGUUUUAUAGGUUGUGGGUCCCAUUUGCCAAAGAAAUCAUGUAGACAUAGAAUCACAUUCCAUUCUUUCAAAAAUUAAGUAGAAAGUAAACGCAGAAGUCACGCUAGCAGUACAAAACCAGUUCUUCUUCAAGAUGCCUUGAAGAUCUGUGUUUCCAAUCUGGAUGCAUGUGGAAGACAUUCCAUUAAUCAGAUUAGAUUUCAAACUCACUGGGGGGUUUCUAGUGUUGAGCUGGCAUCAUUUCUCAAUUGUACUCUCUUUCCUUUGUUAAAAGCCAGGGUGACAUACCGCUAAAAGUAUGUUUCCAUGCCUCCCUCUUCUGGGCCAGUGCUGUUUUGCUUACCAGCUACUUACUCCUGUGCCGUCUCUCCAGUCAUGCUGACAAAACUGUGGGCUGAGCGGAUGAAUUGAGAAAUGGUUAAAAGCAUUUUUUAUAGUUACUUUAAACCCAGCUCUGCUCACUGGCAAAACUAAGGAGGAAGGGUGUAGGGGAGAAGUUUGGUGAGCCAGCCUUGCUGCUGAAAAUAAAAGGUUGUGUGGGAUCUCAUGAAGCCGCUGCUGCCACAGCGGGAAAGCAUGACGUGGAGCUGAUCUGUACGUAGUGACAAGUGAAAGAAGUUUAUUGGGAAAUGCACCAGAUAAAUACUACCAAAGCUGUUGUUUCCUAGUGUUUUAUCCAGCCUCUAAUACGUGGGAGCAAGUUACAGAGGGGGCAAACUGUGGCUCUGUAAUUCUGUUAUACAGCUUAGAUCCCCUCUGUGCUCAGAUCAAUGUUGAACUGUAAAUCAUGAGUGCCUCUGAUUUACAAGAAUGUUUAUUGCAUAAUGUAUAGUGUAAAAUCUAUUUUAUAAAUAAUGAGGAUCAUUGAAAAGGGAAACUAACUGAAGCAAUAUUUGUGUUAACUGUAAAGAGGCGUUACUAAAUCCUCUAGCUGUAUGGUCAGCUGUUGCCCAAUGCUCUUCAGUCUGGUUUAUGCUGAUUAAUUUGGCAUUGUCUGAAUUUAAAAAAUGAGAAGAAUAGUUGUACACUGCUCAACUCAACAUACAAUAUAAAGGACUGUAGGACUCAAUCAAAAUGCUGUCCUUCAGUACAAACACUGUUUCUGCGAGGGGCAGUUUGACUGUACUGUUAAAAGAGUGAGAUCAAGAUUCCCUGCUGAGGACUCGUGAUCACUUUGGAAGAUGAGUACUGCAGAUGCAGCGUGCAGGUCUGAUACCUCCUUGGCCUCUUUUCCUGUCCGCUUUGUCUGCCUGGCGUAGUGGAUGGGCUUUUUUGGUGGCCGUCUUAAUUCCUCCGUAUGACUUCUAGGUCAUCACUUACUGAAAACAGACAUCAAGAUGCUGAUAUGAAACAAAUGUUAGUUCUCCCAGAACUUGUAAAUCUUUGUUCCUUCAAUGACCGGUACUUGUAUUGCUACACUGCUGUGAGGUGCAAUAGAAAGCUGGAAGGUCAGUAAGUGUUUUUUAAUAUUACCUUUUCUAUUACUACAACAAAUAUGCCUUUCCAUGAAGGUUAUGAGAGGCCUACAAUCUGAAACAUUUGCACUAUGCUUUUAAAUGAUUUAUUAAACACAUAGACAGCUUUCCCUCAGUACAGUUUCAUGUGGUACUGUAACUGGCUUUGUGAUUUAAGUCUUCAUUGCACCGAGAUCUGUAUUUCCUUUUAAACCAAGUCUGCAAGUGUGGCUCAUUUGUCUGGCUAAAAUGCAUUAUUUUGCUACUAGGUAUCUUUGCAGCCAUCCACAGCCUCUUCUCCUUUCUCUCUGCUCAAUAAGAUGUUGAAUGUAACAGUGAAAAUGGGCAUAGCUGGGGGAAGAAGGCCUGCUGCAACACUUGUGCACUGUUUGUUACUUGCAAAUGUAAUUAUUUUGUUCUGUGAUUUGAUCUUUCUGUUCUUAGAAGAUGUAUAUAUUUUCUAAAUGAUUUCUUUGUGUAUAUAAGGUAUGUUCUUUAAUGACGAAAAGCAAUGCAAUAAGGAGCUUUGCACAGUUUGUUUUCAAACUAAAUACAUUUGAAAAAAAAAAAAUCACCUGCCUAAAGAUGCAAUUGUUCCAACUUCUCUGUAACUGGAUUUGAAGGUAACGCUUGAAUUCUGAUAAAAAGAGAGAUGAGUUGUAAGGGCAUAGAAUUACUUGGCACUGAGCUUUUUAAGUUUGUUGCAGCAUACCAAAUCUCUUAAUUAGCCAUUAAGGAAGAUUUCUGUAAAAAAUUCAGGGAUUGCAUAAAAAUUUCGACAAUUUUAUUGUUCAGGUGCUUGAGAGUAUCUGUAACAAGAUGCAUGAGAUUUUCUUUUAUUGAGCAAGUGUCCCCAUCAAACAAACUUUAUUUUCUUCAUGGGUUUAAGGAAAAAUAAACACGCUGCAAUACAUCUUAAGUCUGCAACUACCUACCCGUGUACAUCCAGCAGAUCAGAGAAGCCAGGAAACUUCAGCCAGGUUUGGAAUUCUGUACGACCUGCACUUUAUAAUAAAGCCGUUUUGCAACUUCAAUCAGCAAUCAGUCAUUAACGUUAUUUCAUUUAGUAAAGAAUUUCAUCUGGGAAAAAAAAAGGUACCUUGUAACAGCUUAUUUUCCAAAAAAAUUAGAGUGACAUACAGACAACUGUCGAUACAUCCCCAGUACAUCAUGUUUAAAUUGGUUUUAUGUAGGUAUCAAGUUUGUUUUGUUUAGAUAUGUGUAUCAAACUGGAACUUUUUUCGACUGUAAAUAUAUGGUUUUGUUAAAUAAAGUCAUGUAAAGUUAUCUUAA